Molecule: messenger RNA, 3385 nt
Organism: Nematostella vectensis (starlet sea anemone)
Lineage: Eukaryota; Metazoa; Cnidaria; Anthozoa; Actiniaria; Edwardsiidae
Exons: 1
Coding region: 1-1485 (494 amino acids)
Molecular function (GO): catalytic activity
Source: RefSeq, a predicted model, not a curated record
AUGGCUUUUUUAAAUAUUGUCAGUAUUCCAAAAUAUAUAGAUGAAAUUCGGACGUCUAAAUUAAUGAAUUCAUUCGAUAUUUUAGGUUUUAGUGAGACCAGGCUCGAUGACACUUAUACAGACGAUGAAUUAAAAAUUCAUGGAUAUGAUAUCUUCAGGAAAGACAGAAAUCGCGAUGGUGGCGGUGUGUGUGUAUAUAUCCGCAGCUCCAUCAAUUGUGUUAAUAGAAAAGAAAUUGUUCCUGAAGAUGUCGAAGCUGUCUGUUUGGAAAUUCGUAAACCAAACAGUCGGCCUUUCAUUGUUAGUGUUGUCUCUCGUCCUGAGUCUCCGAUCGAAUAUUUUAAUCGCUUCGAAGAGUUAAUAAAGGCAGUAGACGAUGAAGACAAAGAGCACGUGAUUCUUGGGGAUUUAAAUUGUUGUUUACUUAAGAAGAAAGUCUUUGAUAAUAAAACAAAAAAGUUAAAAUCAAUUUAUGAAGCAUAUCAACUAUCCCAGUUGAUAAACGAGCCUACGCGUAUAACAAUUGAUUCUAAAAGCCUAAUUGAUCACUUUGUCACAUCGUCUCCUGACAAAAUAAACUCAUCAGGCGUAAUUCACAUUGGUCCGAGUGAUCAUAGUUUGAUCUAUGGAAUAAGAAAGAUAAACCCUUAUAGGUGUGCGCGAGAUAAAGCAAAAACCAUUGAAAUACGUAAUUUUAAACAUUUCGAUCAACAAAAGUUUGUAAAGGACCUCCUUACUCAGUCGUGGGAACAGAUUGUUUUGUGUCAUGACACUAAUGAGAUGUGGGCACAUUGGAAAGACCUGUUUCUAAACGUGUUAGACAGGCAUGCCCCUGUACAAUCUAAAAGAAAAAAAGCAUUUAAUGUCCCAUGGCUGACCAGAGAGAUCAAAGAUUUAAUUAAUAACAGAGAUAAGUUAAAGCGUAAAGCAAUGGUGAGUAAAUUACGUAAUGACUGGGAUGAUUUUAAGGCAUCCCGAAAUAAAGUAAACAUUGCCUUGCGCCUAGCCAAAUCCAACUAUUAUCGUAAUAAGAUUGCAAAUCAAAAGAAUAAUCCCAAAGAGGCUUGGAAAACGAUAAAUAGUCUACUUGGUCGCACCAAAGAAAAUACAACUGUAAAUGAACUUAAAUUUGACGACCAAAGCCUUUUUUCACAAGAACAUAUUGCCGAAGCAUUUAAUGAUUAUUUUUCUAAUGUUGGUCCAAAAUUGGCAAGUUCAAUGGCAAACCCUAGUAAAUCAUUUGAGCAUUUUAUUAAGCCAUGUAGUGCUCAAAUGUCACGUUUUAAGUUAGUAUCCAAUACAAAAGUACUAAAGCUUUUGGGUUGCCUUUCUAAUGCCAAAGCGACUGGUAUUGACAAAAUCUCUGGAAAAAUACUCAAGUGUGCAGCCCAUGCCAUUUCUCCAUCUCUCACUUACAUUUUUAACAACUCUAUAAUUUCCAACUGUUUUCCAGAUGAGUGGAAAAUGGCUAGGGUUUUGCCCUAGCUCUAAGACUAUUCCCGACAACUAUAGACCAAUAAGUAUAUUACCAGUGAUUAGCAAACUAAUGGAAAAAAUAAUGUAUGAACAGUUAUACGAUCAUUUUACAGCAAACCAAAUUUUAUCCGAACAACAAUUUGGCUUUCGAAGACUACACUCUACUGUUUCUGCUCUCCUUGAUAGCACUAAUAGCUGGUAUAUUAACAUGGACAGACAAAAGUUUAAUUUAGUUGUAUUUUUGGAUCUAAAAAAAGGCAUUUGAUACCGUUAAUCAUGACAUUUUGCUUCGAAAACUAGAAUUGAAUGGUAUCACUGGAAAUGCCCUUUUAUUAAUUCAAUCUUACUUGUCCAACCGUAAACAGAAAUGCCAGCUAAACAGUACAGUGUCCUCUGAAAGUAAGAUCACAUGUGGCAUUCCUCAGGGUUCAAUUCUUGGCCCACUUUUCUUCCUCUUAUAUAUUAAUGAUCUACCAGAGUGUCUAUUGCACACUACUCCUAGAUUAUUUGCUGACGAUACAAACUUGACAGCGUCUGGUAGUACUGUAGGGGAAGUUGAGUUGGCCAUGAAUUCGGACCUUGAGCAAGUGAAAGAAUGGCUCUUGGCUAAUAAAUUAAGUCUCAAUGUAGCAAAAACAGAAUUCUUAUUAAUAGGAUCCCACCACAGGCUAAGAACCCUUCCUUGCAAACCUUCUAUUUCUAUUGAUAACAAGGAACUAAAACAAGUUCAGCAAAGUAGGGUUCUUGGUGUGGAAAUUGACGAACACCUAAAUUGGGAUCAGCACAUUGAUUCUCUUGCUAAAAAAGUCAGUUCUGGUAUAGGAGCCAUGAAACGAAUUUCUGAAUUUGCUAAUCAAAAUACAUUAGUCUCUAUUUAUAAUGCAAUCAUCCAACCACACCUUAACUACUGUAGCGAGGUGUGGGAUACUCUUGGGCAAUGUAACACAAUCCGUCUUCAAAAAUUGCAAAAUAGGGCGGCAAGGGUGAUCACAAACAGGUCAAAUGACACCCCUGCCACAGAGGCUCUAGCUGAAUUGGGCUGGCAAAAUUUAGAGACCCAGCGAGCAAAGACAAAAGCCAAACAAAUGUUUAAAGUUUUGCAUGAUAUGGCUCCAAACUGUCUCACGGACCUUUUCAGCUUAAAGAAAAAUAUUACAAAUUACAAUCUCAGAGGCUCCUCCACCUCGCUACAGCUGCCACUCCCAAAAACUGAAUUUAUGAAAAAAAGUUUCAGCUAUGAUGGAGCUAAAUUAUGGAAUUCCCUCCCAGAGGCUAGUCGAGAUUGUACAAGUUUAUCAUCAUUUGUCAGAAAAUUAGAGGCUCACACUUUUAUCUAAACAAAUAAUUAGUUUAGCGUAUUUAUAGUAUUAUAUACCCACAUAGAUCAAGUUUUUUUUUUCUUUCGUUAUUUAUUUAAAUACUUUUACUUAUAGUUAUAUUUCUAAUUAUUAUAGAUAUAUAUAUAUAUUUUUUUUCCACACGCCCCUUGUGGAAAUCAGCUGUUGUUGACGGGGCAAGCGUGUCUUAAAUAAAUAAAGUCUAUGACAUGCAUUAGUCAUUUAACAUACUCGACCUUUGAUCAAACCUUUGUUUAGCUAUGCUGGGACUGUUUGGCAAACAGCAUCAACUAAGGAUUGUUUGUCAAGAUUUCUAACUCUACAAAAAAGAGCUGCACGUCUAAUACUCAACGCUGAACCCAGAGCACCUUCAGUACCGUUGUUUAAUAGACUUCAAUGGCUGCCUUUCUAUCUGGACAAUCACAUCUCAAUGUGUUCUAUUCUCUUUAAAAGGCUACAACUGAUGGUGCCCGAAUAUCUAAUUGAAACUCUUAAGCUGAACAAUACACUUCAUAAUAGAAAUACUCGUUUCUCAGGACUGAAUUUUAUAACUCCAAAGUAUACUAGAAAAA